AUGACGUUUUUUGACUUUGAAUUAAUUUCUCUCCCGAGAGCUACAAAAGCAUGCGACUUGCCAACUAAGAUUGACCGCAUUAUCGAGCUCAUUGACAACGCAAGCUGUAAUGGAGAUGUACUUUAUGAUAUGAAACCGUACUUUAUAGAAGUAAAAAACGCAAUCAGUGACAAUUCUCUCACAAUCAACGAGGAACAUGUUCAAAAAUUAAUGAAAGCGUUAAAAGAUUGGGAGAAGUUUCUGUUACGAUAUACCAAACCUAAAAUGAGAAUCUUUUUAAUUAAACUUAAUAACACCGAAAGGAUAAGGAGAAAGACAAAAAAGCCAUACGAUAAUUUGAAUACUGCUCUUAAGGCUGCCAAUAUAAUAGUGACGAAAGAAUUGAUAGAGCGUAGCAGAAUAAGUGAGAGGCGUUGUCAAGACCUGUUCACUACAAUUGGAUGUGCCAACGGCGCUACGUUGUCGGACAGUGACAUUGCAAGCCUGAAUAUCAAGGCCGAUUCAGUUAAAUUCGAGUCGCCACCUGAUUCUUCUAAUUAUGAUGCUAUAAAGAUCGUAUAUCAUGAGAAGACUAAUCAAGAUGUUAGCGCUGUAGUGAUUAGAAUCGGACAGGUUGGUGAAAGUGGUAUCAAGAAAAAGCUUUACAAGGAAUACCAAGCAGCUUAUAUUAGCUCCAAAUUGAAUACCGAUAACGAUUUAUUUGCGAAAACUUAUGGAGUCUUGCUUUAUGAAGAAAUUUACUACGUAGUCAAAGAAUUGCCAGAAUUAGGAACGCUACAUGAAUACUUUGAGAAGUACAACAAUGUUUGCUGGAGCAAAAGAAUAACAAUGGCAUCUCGCCUGGCUAGUGCAGUCGCUAUCUUUCAUAGUAAGCGUAUGCUGCAUCAUAAUAUCCGUAGUCGCAAUGUCUAUGUAGACAAGUCACACAACGUCAAGCUAGGAAAUUUUUACCAUAGCAGAAAAAUUUCCGACGUCACGACAAGUCUUGCUGACGAACAUGACCAUUUCAAAUGGCUAUGUCCCGAAAAACUGAAAGAUAGCAAUCUCGAAUACUCAAUGUCAGCUGAUGUUUACAGCUUUGGCAUUUUGAUGUGGGAAAUUUCGUCCUGUAAAACCCCGUUUGCCGACAAAACUACUAACGAGGCGCGCGAAAUGCUGACAAAGUCUGACGGGGUUGACGCACGCCCACCAAUUGUUGAAGGCACGCCCGAGGAAUACCAAAAGUUAAUGCAAGAGUGUUGGAGCCAAGAUCCCAAGAGACGCCCAUCAAUGGAUUCCGUGGCAAAACGACUCAAGAGUCUUGAGCAAGAUUACGAAAACAGCAACCGAGAAAUUCCAAGCCAAUAUGUCGAAUCCGCACAUUCCAGCAUAUCAAUUCAGAGCGCGCUCGUUUUACACAGACAAAAAAAUUACAACGCAGCCUUUACGCAGUUCAAAUUACUUGCAGACGGUGACGAAACCACCGACUUGGCUGAAGCACACUAUCGUGUCGGUUUAUAUCUUAUUGACGAGAGCAUCGACUAUCACCCGAAAGAUCCCCAAACAGGAGUACAAUAUCUCAAGAUGGCGUCAACACUAGGCAGCGUCAAAGCUCUUCAAUAUCUCGCUCAAUACAAUAUGUUGAAUGCAUUAAAAGUACGAAAACAGUUAAGAGACGCGGGCGAUGUCGAAGGUGCAGAAAGAGUGAAACAAGAAAUGAAGUCAGAGUGUUUGCCUACAUUCUUGAAAGGUGCAAGGCGUGGCA
Molecule: messenger RNA, 1744 nt
Organism: Paraglomus occultum
Lineage: Eukaryota; Fungi; Glomeromycota; Glomeromycetes; Paraglomerales; Paraglomeraceae
Source: the annotation of a GenBank genome assembly